AUGGUGGAGAGCCCUUGCCUCCUUGCCACUGUUGGAUGCGAGAGCUGUGUGGAACUGCUGUUUGUGAGAGGGGCUGGGAAUUGCCAGGAGUGCGAUACCCCCCUGCGGAAGAGUAACUUCAGGGUACAGCUCUUUGAGGAUCCCGCUGUCGACAAGGAAGUGGAAAUUCGGAAGAAAGUGCUGAAAAUAUACAAUAAAAGAGAGGAUGACUUUCCCAGUCUAAGUGAAUAUAAUGAUUUCCUGGAAGAAAUAGAAGAAAUUGUAUUUAACUUGACCAACAAUGUGGAUUUGGAGAACACCAAAAGGAAAAUGGAGCUGUAUCAGAAGGAUAACAAAGAAGUCAUUCAGAAAAAUAAGAUAAAACUGACGCGGGAGCAGGAAGAGCUGGAGGAAGCUUUAGAGGUAGAGCGACAGGAAAAUGAACAAAGGCGACUGCUCAUACAGAAGGAAGAACAACUACAGCAGAUGAUAAAAAGGAAGAAUAAGCAGGCACUCUUGGAUGAUCUGGAGAGCUCCAGUCUUCCUGCUUCACUGCUUUUAGCUCAGCAUAAGGACAGAUCUGCUCAGCUAGAAAUGCAGCUGGAAAAACCCAAACCUGUAAAACCAGUCACGUUUUCCACUGGCAUCAAAAUGGGUCAGCAUAUUUCACUAGCUCCCAUUCAAAAGCUAGAGGAAGCUUUGUAUGAGUAUCAGCCUCUGCAAGUGGAGACAUAUGGACCACAAGUUCCAGAGCUUGAAAUGCUGGGAAGGCUGGGGUAUCUCAACCACGUACGAGCUGCCUCGCCGCAGGAUCUUGCUGGGGGCUACACUUCUUCUCUUGCUUGUCACCGAGCCUUACAGGAUGCUUUCAGUGGUCUUUUCUGGCACCCCAGUUAGCCGGCGCACAUCAGCCUGUGAUCGAGGGGCACCGAACGGAGCGAGAAGCAAAUCAGGCCAGCAAAGGUGGGGUAAAAUUGCUGCCAUCUGCACAACGGCUAAGCUGCAGUCACUUUUCUGUGUCAAACCAGCUGUGUUUAGGUGUUAAAGGGGGGAAAAAGAAGAAAAAGUCUGCACGAGAGCUUUGUAAAAUGGUAGAUACAUUUUUGUGGAGGGGGAAACUCGUUAGUCAUGUGGCACUUUGCUGAGGGAGGCUGAACCAAUAAGCCACAUCUAAUGGAAGAUGUGAAUAACUCAGCUGUGUAUGUUUGAGGUUUAAAGAAAUACACUUGUAAAUUUUUUUUCAAUAAAGCCAGACUAUUUUAUUAAAGUUUGUGGUUUUACUCUUAUUGCAGGGUUUUAUUUGCACAAGCAUUUAAAUGCCAUUUUGAUUAUAACAUUUAGCGUCAAUAUUCAAGCCU
Messenger RNA from Nipponia nippon (crested ibis), 1337 nucleotides. NCBI's taxonomy places the organism in Eukaryota, Metazoa, Chordata, Aves, Pelecaniformes, Threskiornithidae. The record is from RefSeq and is a predicted model, not a curated record.